Molecule: messenger RNA, 1614 nt
Organism: Symbiodinium natans
Lineage: Eukaryota; Dinophyceae; Suessiales; Symbiodiniaceae
Source: the annotation of a GenBank genome assembly
AUGGCUGUCAUGGCUGCGCUAGGCCCUUUCUGUGCCGCGUCGCUGUUGGUGCUGGCUUCGGGGGAGCCCGCGUUGUACAAGAAUGGAGCGAGCUUUGUGUUGGACACACCGCCGGCGCCGUUGGGCAUGACGGUCGCUGCUCUUCAGGGGCUGAUGAACCAGAAGCUGGGUCGGCCGGCGGUCUUCUUGCGCAAGAUGCCUUCAGACGCGGGGUGGCUCAAGACGGCCGUUGCCUUGGAGGAGAGCUUGAAGCAGGCGGAGUUCCGGGAGGUCCAGUGGCCAGAGCUGCUGGAGGCCGCCAUCGCAGCCGGGGCAGUGAAAGGGCGAGUCUUGGUGAACGCCUCGGAGCCCUGGUCCUUUGCAAGUGCCGUGAGCCUCGCGGCUCUCCACCGCGCCAUACCCAUUGAUACUCAUCACACGAACCACUCGCUGGAGCACCUGCCGGUGCUUGCAGAUGUGCGCGGCCGAUGGUCAUCCCAGGUCGAAGCUACCAAGGACACGGUGCAAGGCGUGCUGCCGAACAUGACGAAGUCGCGCAUCGUGAUUCAGACGCCGGAGCUGAUCGCGGAAGGCUUCUUAGUCGACCUGGCCGUGAAAGACACCAUGUUCGUGAUGUGGAUGGACCAUCUCUGCACUGCUGGCACAGAAGACAACUUGCUCUUCAGGCAGGUCACAGAAAGCCUGUCUUCGAUCGACACGGAACUGUCCAUCAUGGGAUACUUCGCAGGAUCCGAGGUGGUGGCGGACUGCACCAGCAGCCACUCGGAGAUUUCUUUGGUCUCCGACAUGUCCCCAAACUUGGCCUUCUUCUCGCUGCUCCCGCCGGUCGUAUCCUUGAAGCAGUCUGCCCUGCAGCCGGUGCCGAAGUACGACCCCUCUAAGAUCUAUGUGGCGCUCUUGUCCUCUGAUGGCGACAACAUGCAGCUGGACUACAACUCCUUGCGGCCUCGCAUGGAAGAGCGCUUGGCCCUGUGCGCGAAGUCCGUGGUCGAGGCCUCCAAGGCUUCUCAAGCCUCGUGUCCGCCAGUCGGUUGGACAAUCUCAAACCGCCUCAUGGAGUUCGCACCCACCGUGCUUCGCUGGCUCUAUGCUGCUGCCCAGCGGACCGGGGGACGCGACAGCUUCUUGAUGGGGCCGAGUGGGUAUGGCUUCUUGCACCCCUCCUCCAACACCAAAGAGGCCCUUCUGACGAACCUGACCGUGCAGGCCGCAGAGAAGCUGGACAUGUGCGCCUACGUCCAUUGGGAUGCCUACAAUCAAGAGACCGCCAUGGAGCAAGCCGUGGCCAAAUAUGCGCACACGGCCAUCAGAGGCGUCUUCUCGCCAGUUCAGCCCGCUGUGCCUCCGGUGGUUGCGAACGAUGUUGUCACCUUUACUGAGACCCUGCGCUGGUUCACGAAGAGCCGCCCGAUAGAUGUGGCCAAUCACGUCAACGGCUUGAAGCCGGGGAGCACGGUCUUCUUAUACAAGAUCCACGACAUCUCCUUCGCAGACGUGGAGGCUAUGGCCGCUGCGCUGCGCGGCAACGUCGUGCUGCUGGGGCACCGGGAGCUGAUCUCGAUGACGCGAGUGCGCUAUGGGCUUGAUCCUGAUGCUUCAACCCUUGUUGUGUAA